CUACAACGCCACUGUCCACAGCGAGAGGCGAAGCGAACGGCGACGUGGACGGACAGGUGGUGGAUCUGGCGCUCGGGAGCAGUACGAAUGGAGGUCUUCUCGCAUCGCAGCAACUGGACCACCUCCCUGCGGAUGCCAACAACCAGACGCCGACCACACGGAACCGGUCCAUGUCCAUUGAGCAACAAAGUCCCCGCGUGUACAAGGUCGGAAAAGCGUGGUACGCUAACGUAGCGCCGAGCCCCCGGCUGGGUCUCAAGUCCAAGCUCGCGAAUGCAGACAUGUCUCAGUUUUUCAAUCCCCACAGUAACAUCUCCCCCGUGGCGUCGAACGUAGUAUCGCCGAACCUAUCGGCCACGGCAACAAGUGGGAUGAUGGUGCAGGUUGUACAGCCCGCGGUGUCUUUCUCCGCAGCGACUACUACGCAGAGUUGUAAAAAUUCGAGUCGGACCAACACAAACGACACCUCCGACUCAACGGCGGCAGGAGGGGCAGCGGGGAGCAGCAGCAAACCGUUCAAAGUUUCGCCAACCAGGUGGCCGGCACCGCCGGGUGCCAUGCCUCCUCUCGAGGGCAGUGCUGGUAGCGAGCAUUGGGGCUCCUGCAACGUUGCUGCGGGGAUUGCUCCUGGUGGUCGGAGAUCACCCAUAGAACACACAUCGUCGCUGGAGUUCUCUUUGGUGCCUGUAGUUGAUGAUCAGCAUCAACACGCAGCUGCGCUGUCCCCGCAGCAAAUGAAGAGGAGCCCCCCUGCGUCGACAGGCGCGGAGCAGGUUGAUCGUGUGAGUCUGACCAACAACG
This is a messenger RNA of Amoebophrya sp. A120, 801 nucleotides long. The record is from the annotation of a GenBank genome assembly. NCBI's taxonomy places the organism in Eukaryota, Dinophyceae, Syndiniales, Amoebophryaceae.